UAAUCACUUCAAGGAUGGAGCAGUUAAGCACAGACAAAGUUAGUAGCCAAAUUUUCCAACCCACUGCAGUUUCCCUCGUUAUAAAGGAACGUUGCAGUAAACAGAAAUAGCAUCAGUUCCAAAAUGGCAGAAAUAGAAUUGAUUCAAACUUCCACUACCAGCAAGAAGCACGUCAGGCAACCACCUUCAGUUCCAUUCCUCUGGGAAGUAAAGCCAGGAAUAGCUAAAAAGGAUUGGAAACCAGAGUUUCCUUCAGUUAGCUCAGUUCCAAUAGUCCCACUCCCUCCAGUUAAGCUGAUUGCCUCAGUUCCAUUCAAAUGGGAAGAAAAGCCUGGGACACCGUUACCAUCUUUUUCACAGCCAUCACAAGAGUCGGCAUCUCCACUUUUGCCCUUACCCCCGAUUGACAAUUACCCGUAUGAGGGUGUCAAUGUUUAUCAAGAUAGCAGCGAAGAUAGCAGCAGCAAUGAGGGUGAUGGACAAGAUGAAGAACAAAGAGGGUUUAAAUUGGAUCUUGGAACAUUUGGUUCCGAAGCAGAUGAUUCAUUUUGUUCGGCUCCCUCUCUCCUAGCAAACUGCCUAGUUUCAUCGGUGGCGAUUUCUACUGCUGUUCCAGCACAGAACGUGUCAUUGCCUGAAGACAAGAGUGGUCCGCUAGAAUCCCCUUCUUCACCAGCAUCAGAAACAGAGAUCAGCACAAGCAGCUAUGAAACUGGAACUUCAAGCCUAGUGGGGUCUUCUUUGUUGGAAUGCCUCUUCCCACUUUUUCCACCAAAAUCAGGAUUUCUUGAAAAGGUUGGGAACUUAGAUGAACCCCUUAAACCACCACCACAACAGUGGAAUCAAAACUUUAAUUAUGAAAGUACCGGUAACAUCACAGUAAGGAGGCCGCCAACACUAGGAGAGCUAAUAAUGAUGAGCCGUAGGAGGAGUUACCGACGAAAUGCUACUCAAAUGAGAAAACAGAAUCUAUCGAUGGUAAACCUCCAAGCUCUUGCUUCUACUUGCAUUUCCAUUAUUACAAAUUAUGGGAAACUAUAUUUGGUUUUAAUGCUACUGUACAAAGAAUAA
Messenger RNA from Morus notabilis, 1071 nucleotides. RefSeq lists its product as uncharacterized. Bases 124 to 1071 code for a protein of 315 amino acids. The transcript has a single exon. The record is from RefSeq and is a predicted model, not a curated record. Lineage: Eukaryota; Viridiplantae; Streptophyta; Magnoliopsida; Rosales; Moraceae.